CUAGAAGGAAUAUCAGGGCAUGGCCGGCAUGCCACAAAGUGAAUUGACAGAUGAGUUUUUGAGUGAAUUUAUGCUAGAAGCAUGCGUUUAUUGCUGCUUCUGGAUAUGUAUGAUAAAUUGUCUGACAAGAAUUUUGUUUGGCACUUUGGCUACAAUCAGGAGGUAAUUUCAAAUUUGCAAAUAAAGAUUGUACCAGCAAUUUGAGUAGACUGGACUCUUCGAAGUAGUGCUUCUUAGUCACCUAAUGCUUCUUAGUCCAUUAGUUGAAACUCAGUUGGAAACCUUCAACGUGAUUCUGACUUCAUUGAAUGUUCAAACCCUGAAGAAAACAUGACCACUGGUCCAAUGAGUGCAUUUGAACAAGUAGUGCUUGACAGUGAGGAUGAAGAAAUGCACAGCAGUGAAGUUGUGACUGUUUCCAAAGGGUUGCGGAACAAGAAAGCUUAUCGAACAGUUAAAAAUCCAAGAAUAAAGUUCCAGAGGAGGCAACUUGGGCCACCUUCACCUAGUAAGCAAGCGGAGAAGGAAGCAGCAAACACAGAUAUCCUUUCUUCUGGGAAAUCUGUUACUGGGGACAAAGAAACAUCAACUGACGCUGAGAGCUCUGAUCACAAAAAUCAUCAACAUCUAUCUACAAAGUUGAGUCAAAUACCGUCUCCAGACAUGGAGAUUUAACCCAAGCCGAUGCACUGGGAUAUGUGGAUCACUACUUGUCAGUCAACAAAGUAGAAUUAUUUCCAGGAAUUUGCCAUGGAAAGGCCAGUAGAGAUAAAUCACCACCUCUGAUAAGUGCGAGAGGGGUACGAAAUUUGGCGGAGAAAAUUCAAGUUCAGAUCCAUCAUGAAGAAAAAAGACCCUUCGAAUGGGUUGACGCCGGUCGAAAGGACAGAGGAGCUGGUACUUCCAAUAGGAUUGCAACAUCUUCUAAUUUUGGGGUCUGUGUACAGACAUACACAAGAAGAAAACAGAAAAGUGGUCAUCCUGAGAAUCGAGAAAUCUGUAUCACAAGUAAUGGAUGCGAAGAGAAGUUAGCUCAAGGACUAGGAACAGUUGAGAAUAAUAACUCUAUCAAGGAGCUGGAUGUUCAGUCAGAUGCUGCAGGAAAGAACAUUGACGCGUAUCCUGGUGUGGAACAUACGGAGGACGCCUCUGAUAUUGGUUUAGACACCCAGGUAGCUGCUGAAGCUAUGGAGGCCUUAGCUUAUUUGCCCCCUCCUGAUAGUCGAUGCACAAGUAUCAAAGAUCAAUCAAAUAAACAAAGAAAGAGGAACAAUAAUUUUGUAGAUGGAGGUAUUGUGAGAUCCAAAAGGACAAGGACUGGUUUAACAGCCGAUCCAUUCAAGCUGGUUCGUAAGGCUGAAUAUCUUAUGAAGCCUUCGAGUUUAAUUGAGAUAGCUACGAAGAAAAGUUUGAAUUGUCAGGUUCAACUUUGUCCCCGGCUGUCCACUAGCAGCAGUUUUUCAAGUCUUAACUUGUGGCAUUAUCCGAAAGGACCAAGAGGGAAAAGAAAAUGUCCUGACGUAAAAAGCUAUCCAGAUGCAGCUAGAAGUUGGGGUACUCAGUCUAUCAUUGUCAAUGGAAAUGAAAGUAGUAUCUUCUCUAUCGCAAAUCACAGAAUUCGGGGAGAUAUAGAAGGCCAAGAUAUUGAGAACAAAGCAUGUUUUCCUAACAUCCAUCCUCUUUAUAAUGCUAAAUGUAUCGGCAGUGGCACCAUCAAUGUAGGCAGAGAGGUUUCGAAUGCCAAUGCUACUUGCUAUAAGCAUCACAAAAAGCCAAGCAACAAAAACCUGCCAAAAUCCUACCUUUUAAAGGAGCUUAUUAGAUUAGGCGUUUCUGAGUACGCACCAGAUCUGAUAGGGAAAAAUCUGAGACAACGAAAAGAUAUGUCACAUGUUCGAGUUCUUUUAAGCCAACAUUUGGAUGACAGUAUCAUUAAGCAGCAAAAGAAGAUCUUGGCACGGAUGAAUGUAUCUAUUGCAUCAAGCCCUAUGGAGGCUACACAUUUUGUAGCAGACAAAUUCACACGUACAAAGAAUAUGUUGGAAACCAUGGCUCUUGGGAAUUUGGUGGUGACGCAUUUAUGGCUUGAGAGUUGUGGACAAGCCAACUGUUUAGUUGAUGAGAAAAAAUAUAUUCUGAGAGAUGUGAAAAAGGAAAAGGAGAUGGGCUUUACCAUGCCUAUUUCUCUUGCUCGAGCAAAACAGAAACCACUUCUAAAGGGUAAAAGUGUCUUCAUUACCCCUCACAUUAAACCCGAUAACACAGUGAUCACAAGCUUAGUCACGGCUGCUCGCGGUCAGUUGGUGGAUGAAAGCCAGAUUCAUGCAGACAACAAUGAUGAGAUGUUAGAUAAUCUGUUGAUUAUUUCUUGUGAAGAAGACCGUGAAGUAUGCCGCCCGUUCUUUCAGAGAGGAAUUGCAGUUUACGGUUCAGAGCUUCUUCUGAGUGGAAUAGUGACCCAGAAACUGGAACUUGAGAGGUAUGAUAGAAUCUUUUGGCCAAAAAAACAGAAGAGGCAUACACUCUUCGCAAAUCAGGUUGCUAGGAAAUGCCACAACACAUCAAGCCGCCGUUUUGGCAAGGCCUACCAAAGGCGUCGCAACUUGUACGUGCAUCAAAUUCACAGCUGAUAUAAAAGAUAACGGCUUUCUUGUCCAUGUGGAGCCCAUUUAAACUGAUCGAAUUGAUCCAUACCUUGACGUUCUGUAGUGGUACUAUUUUCUCAUUUGCUUGACUUUCGGUGUGCGUCCCUAUGCAGUUUUUUGUACCUCGGAAUAUAACGGUCCUCGGCCAGAAUUGGACUGGCCUUUUUGUACAUCCUACUUGUAGCAGAUUACAAUUAUAGCAGAGGAUGGGGGUAAAGACAAGGGGCAUAAAUUAUAUAGACACUGACCACAGCCCAUAAAUUGCUUUGUAUGUAUCAUCUCAGUCUGAAUACGUCGGAUUCGCCUAGCAUGAAAUUAUAGUCUGCAAGUGAAAUCA
This is a messenger RNA of Neltuma alba, 2982 nucleotides long. RefSeq lists its product as uncharacterized. The coding region runs from base 1188 to 2630 and encodes 480 amino acids. The record is from RefSeq and is a predicted model, not a curated record. The transcript is spliced from 7 exons. NCBI's taxonomy places the organism in Eukaryota, Viridiplantae, Streptophyta, Magnoliopsida, Fabales, Fabaceae.